Uloborus diversus is the source of this 429-nucleotide messenger RNA. RefSeq names its product kinesin-1 heavy chain-like. NCBI's taxonomy places the organism in Eukaryota, Metazoa, Arthropoda, Arachnida, Araneae, Uloboridae. Gene Ontology annotation, molecular function: microtubule motor activity; ATP binding; microtubule binding. Bases 1 to 429 code for a protein of 142 amino acids. The record is from RefSeq and is a predicted model, not a curated record. The transcript has 4 exons. Gene Ontology annotation, biological process: microtubule-based movement; mitotic spindle organization.
AUGGCUAACAAAAAUAUCUAUGUUGCUCUGCGACCACGUCCUUUAGAUGCCUCUUCUAGCUGUAUCGAAAAUAUGGUGCUGCGUUUGGAUAUAGAAAAGAAUGCUGUGUGGAUGCAAGAUAACAGCUAUUCAUUUGAUCAUGUUUUUGAUAGUCUUGAUUCAAAUGCUUUAGUAUACAAUGUACUUGUCCCAGAAAGUUUGAAAGUUUUAUUGGAAGGUUUUAAUUUUACAAUCCUUGCUUAUGGCCAAACUGGAUCUGGGAAAUCUUAUACUAUGGGCACACACUAUGAUCAGAGUAAAGAAAUUAACACAAAUAAUGCUGGUAUUAUACCACGUAUACUGCAAGAUUUGUUUGAUGCUAUUAAAAAAAAAGAAGAGGAAGUAGAAACUGCUAUUAAAGUUUCUUUUAUGGAGGUUAUGAUUUACUGA